GUUAACGCAUUGUCUAAUCUCUCUUAUAGCGUUUUCCCAGUGGAAAACGCUACUAUAGUAUCUCUAGCCAAAAUGAGUGCGUCCUUUUCUAGAUAGGAUUAACCCCAUUCCUACAAUGCGUACUCUAGUACUACUAAGGCACUAUAAAGGGGAGUAUUCCUAUCCGCCAUUUUUGUGCCAAACAGUGCCACUACAGCGAGUGAACAGCAAUGCUGAUUGAAUGUCCGAACAACAAUUCGCCGCAUUUAAUCCAAAAAAAACAAAUCAUAUAAGGACAUAUAAUUCGCAUUUAAAGAAAUGCCUGGCUGUGCCGCAGUUAAUUGUAGUAAUCGGGUUGAUAAGGGCUACAGGCUCUUCUCGUUCCCUAAGGGUAAGAUAAAUGGGUUGACAAUAUGCGACGAGAUAAGUGGACACCGACCAUCUCUUCGCGAUUGUGUGAGGUACAUUUUGAAGAUUCCCAAUUCGAAGCUCACCGCAUUGAUGGCUGGAGAAAACUUAAACCGAAUGCAGUCCCAACGCUUUUCGAUGUGCCCAACCCCCCGCACAGUGGGUCGAAACAUAGCAAAACCUGGACAUAGGAUUCCAAUCGUUGUGCAACUU
Molecule: messenger RNA, 600 nt
Organism: Cyphomyrmex costatus
Lineage: Eukaryota; Metazoa; Arthropoda; Insecta; Hymenoptera; Formicidae
Product: THAP domain-containing protein 4-like
Exons: 3
Coding region: 393-578 (61 amino acids)
Source: RefSeq, a predicted model, not a curated record